Molecule: messenger RNA, 1473 nt
Organism: Penicillium antarcticum
Lineage: Eukaryota; Fungi; Ascomycota; Eurotiomycetes; Eurotiales; Aspergillaceae
Product: DUF2841 domain-containing protein
Exons: 4
Coding region: 1-1473 (490 amino acids)
Source: RefSeq, a predicted model, not a curated record
AUGUCGAGACAGCCACGGGACGAGCUGACGUACCCUCAUUUCGCCUUGAUCUAUAUUGACAGCAAUGGCAAUCUCGGUCAAAGAUCAUCCGAGUCAAUCGCUGAGCGCCGCGAGAGAAUCUUCACCCCCAGAGUGAGGGAUGAAUUCCUCAGGGCUGUGGCAAGUUCCAGAGAGUCGCAAGCAGUCCAGGGUCAAUUGCCACCUGCCACACCAGCCAACCAAGCGACAGACUAUAACGGCCACAGCACCCCACCACAGAGGCAAAUUGCCAACCCUAAAGAAAUGAAUAUAGAUCAGAGUAUGCAAAGUAUGCCACAGACUGGACCCAGUCCCCACAUUCAACCCGUUCAGCCCGAAACGUGGUCAACCCCCGAGUCCUGGCCUCAAUGGCAAAGCUCACGGCCCAGGAAGAGAAACUUUGGAGGUCAAAACCUCAACUUGAUUUCUCACCAGAAAGUCUCAAUCUCUGUCAAAGAUCGAGAUCUCCUACGUCACUACUAUGAGAAGAUUUUCCAAAACCUGCAGCAAACCAACUGCCGGGUUCUUGCAAAAGCCUAUGUCAAAUUAGUUGAGCCACGCAAGCAGGUCAAUUACCCCUAUAACGGACGGAAGAUCAUUGCAGGGAGAACUCAGCAGCUCAGUCCAGAGGCAACAAAGCCUCCUUGGUGGCCAUCUGGGGUGAGCCACCGAGAGCCAGACCAUCUUCCCAAAGUUGAGCGCAUUCGACUCUUAGUGCACAUUCUGUGUGAACUACAUGAGAGCCACGGAGUUACAACGGCUAGACUAAAAGAAUGUGACCAGCCUAUUCGACGUCAGAUUCUUCCGGUCGAUCGUCUAGAAAUUCUCGAUGAGGCAUACCGAGUCCGUGAGGAGGAAGAAAAUUUCCAGACUGGAGUGAAGGAUGGAGAAGAACCUGUUUGGAUCUCUCGUGCCAACCUCCCUGACACGACAGGAGACACUUCCAGCGGACAAAGCUCCCCGACCGAACCAGAAUAUACUCAAACAACAGCGAAAUCAGAAUGCAGCGAUGAAGCCCUGGCCGUCGAUACCUCAAAACUUCUCAUCCCCUUCGAUGACCCCCGAUCGAACACCUCCCCAUACCAUACGACCCCCACCCACUAUAACCCACCAAUGCAUAUAAGCCCUCACAUGCAAUACAUGCCCAUCGAGCAGCCUACCCGCGGUUCCACAUCACCACUGGAGUUAAAAAGGAAGCGGGAAGAGACUGUUGGGACAAACUUGGUCGACCGGACACGCCAAAUGGGCCAUACACCAUACCAGUAUACUGGAAACGUCAGUACCCAGGUAUUUCCCAUGGGUAUUUACGAGGAUCCUCUUGCAAUGUCUGGUGUAGGUGCCUCAAUCCCACCGUCGGUCCCUAUAUCACAGUCUGUCCCAAUUACCCAGUCGGCGGCGGGACCGUCUACGGAACAGAUGAUGUUGUAUGGUUACCCUUAUUACUUUGAUCAAUGA